Molecule: messenger RNA, 2860 nt
Organism: Carassius gibelio (silver crucian carp)
Lineage: Eukaryota; Metazoa; Chordata; Actinopteri; Cypriniformes; Cyprinidae
Exons: 9
Coding region: 259-1521 (420 amino acids)
Source: RefSeq, a predicted model, not a curated record
AGGGAAAGCAUAAAGAAAUCGGUGUAAAGAGAGCGACACGUGUGGCUGUGAAGGUUGGAACAGGGAAUGUCCCAGCCCAGCCUAAAAACUUUCUUGGAAGAGGUCCUUGCAAAUGAGCACCCUCCAUCUGACAGGGUGUUUUUCAGCACAGUGUCUAUUGAGAAAGAGCACAGCUCUCAUCCGCUCCGCCACUGAGUUAUUGCCUGAGGGACUGGACCAGCAGAGAGGGCUUUUCUUGGCCCUGUGACCACUGAUGAAAUGAGGAGGAUGAAGACCCAAACCACUGUCCAUCUGAUGUGGCUCCUGAUUUUAGUGCUACAGUUUGCUUGGCUUACAAAAGGCAUGAAUCACUUUAUAGUUCCUCAGAAUUUGACCUCGGAGACCGGAAAAACUGUCACCUUUGAAUGUGGUGUCAUUGGAUUGAAUGGGGCUAAAAUCCGGUUUUACAUUAUGGGUCCAAAGGUCAAUGAUUCUGUGUCUUGCCCAGGAGACAAAACCAAGUACUUGCCUGCUCAGUCAAUGAAAGCUUACUGUAAUUCAAAAUCUACUGGAGAAGUAGCUGCUUGGGAAGUCGCAGGAACAUCAAUGGAUGACAACAGCACUAUUUUUUUGUGCAAAGUCGAUACUUUAGAUGACAAAAUCGGACACCUUUAUGUGUACGAGAAUGAUUCCUACUAUGCUAAGCUCAUUGGCAUGAAUCACUUUAUAGUUCCUCAGAAUUUGACCUCGGAGACCGGAAAAACUGUCACCUUUGAAUGUGGUGUCAUUGGAUUGAAUGGGGCUAAAAUCCGGUUUUACAUUAUGGGUCCAAAGGUCAAUGAUUCUGUGUCUUGCCCAGGAGACAAAACCAAGUACUUGCCUGCUCAGUCAAUGAAAGCUUACUGUAAUUCAAAAUCUACUGGAGAAGUAGCUGCUUGGGAAGUCGCAGGAACAUCAAUGGAUGACAACAGCACUAUUUUUUUGUGCAAAGUCGAUACUUUAGAUGACAAAAUCGGACACCUUUAUGUGUACGAGAAUGAUUCCUACUAUGCUAAGCUCAUUGGCAUGAAUCACUUUAUAGUUCCUCAGAAUUUGACCUCGGAGACCGGAAAAACUGUCACCUUUGAAUGUGGUGUCAUUGGAUUGAAUGGGGCUAAAAUCCGGUUUUACAUUAUGGGUCCAAAGGUCAAUGAUUCUGUGUCUUGCCCAGGAGACAAAACCAAGUACUUGCCUGCUCAGUCAAUGAAAGCUUACUGUAAAUCAAAAUCUACUGGAGAAGUAGCUGCUUGGGAAGUCGCAGGAACAUCAAUGGAUGACAACAGCACUAUUUUUUUGUGCAAAGUCGAUACUUUAGAUGACAAAAUCGGACACCUUUAUGUGUACGAGAAUGAUUCCUACUAUGCUAAGCUCAUUGGAUACGUGAUUGGAGGAUUCUUAGCCGCUCUCAUUACCAUCAUUGUGGCUUAUGUCCUGUUGAAAAGAUCAGAGAAAGUACAGCAUUGCUUCAGGUCGGUGGGUGGAAUCCAAGAUGAUGUGCAAUAGCCACAAUCUAAGCAAUACUGAAACCCCUCUCAUGCUCCUUACGAACAAAUAUGGAUUUGAAGGACUAAUUAUAACAUAGCACAGACAUCACAAUAUGAUAUAUGUUCUACAGAUUUGAAAGAAGGCCUGUGUUUUUCCAUUUUCAGUCUUGUCCAGUAGAUGGCGUGUUCACUUCUCUGUUCACAGCCAUUAAUGUCUUAGUUUCUCAUGUUCCUGGUUCAAAAUCCUUUUUUUUUUUACUUUUGAAAUCCUUUUUUUUAUUUUUUUGGUCACAGAGGAACGUUCUAAGUAACUAUCAUAACUCAAUUUUAAUUUCUAACCCUAAUUUACAAUAAAAUGAGAGGGAUUUUGAUACAGGAGUAUGUUCUAUUGACAUCAUUGAAAGGUGGCUUUGCUUAAUGCUUAAAGCGGAUUACAAAUACAAAAAUUUGAUUAUUUAAUUUAGGAUCUGCUGUUUAAUGAAUAGUCACGUACUCUGUGUCAUUGUCAUGCUGUUUACAAUAUGCAUUUAUUUUAGUUGUUGUUUAUUUUCAAUGUAAUGUAAAUUACACAGAACUUUGACUGGUUUAAUUUCAUUUUAUACUGCUUUAAGAGGCUAAAUGACAAAAUUCACAUCACACAUAUGACUUUUGGGUUGCGCUGAGUAGAUCAAUAGAGAUGGGUCAGUCAAUAUUGACACAGGUGGUUCAUGUGCGCCCUGGAACAGCCAUGUUUAUAUCCUACCACGCUUUUCAUUGUAGAUAUCAGUCAGUGAGCAUUUAGUUUUAAUGUUUUAAAGGCUCAGGAACUGUGCAUUUAAGCCUGUUUUGAAGCUUUGACUAUUUGCAUAUGUGCUCUGGCAUUUGUAAAUACUCAUGAAGUCACAUUACAGCACUCAACAAUCAUCUGCUUUAGCUCACAGUCACAUUUAAGUUUAAUGUUGUAUGAUAUUUUCAGAAUGUGCUCGUAUCAAUCGAAAAUGCAAACGUUAUUGUAAACAUCUGAAAUGUAGACGAGAGCAUUUCAAAUCAGAUUAGACAGUCAAAUCUAAAACAUUUAUGUUUCAUUUUGACUUUAUUUUAAUGCUUUCCGUUCUCUUGAGAGAGUCCAAUGGGGUUUGCGUAAAAAUAAUCAUAAUUGAAUUAGCCUAUAUUAUUUUAUUUUCAAAUACUUGUAAUAUGAUCUGCUGACCUUAUUAAACUCAGUAGACAGAUAUGAUUGAGGCUUCUACUUUUUCUCAGAAUGUACUUUUCAUAAAGGUGAUUAUCUUGUAUAGAGACUUUUGUUCUGGGGUCAGUUUGACCGCUGUAUAAAUACAUUUUAGAAUAAUAUAAUAAAACAAAUAAGAAUAAGAACAUGU